Phyllotreta striolata is the source of this 1893-nucleotide messenger RNA. Lineage: Eukaryota; Metazoa; Arthropoda; Insecta; Coleoptera; Chrysomelidae. The record is from the annotation of a GenBank genome assembly.
CUAAACGUUUUAUCAUAAACAACUUGUUUGCAAAAAAAAUUCCGCUCUAAUGAACGAUAAUUUUUGCAAAGGUACAGAUAAUCUCCUUCCGCAAAGAAACGGCAAACAGUAAACCAAUUAAAUCGCCGAUAUCGAAUUCUUAAACAAACUAAAAUUAUCAAUAAAUUCCAUUUACGUCAACGAUUAAUUUAUCGACACCCGAUUAAAUAAUGCAAGUCUAAUUUAUCGGACCCCAUCCGACGCUCGAUUAAAUCCAAAUCUAUCGUUCUAGAGGUUCCAUUAAACAUGUACACCCAAACGAUACAAGAAGAGGCCAAACUGGACGCCAUGCAAAGGCACUGGCUGCAACUCCGCCGAGGCCCCAGCUCUUCCACGGCCUUCUUCGAGGCUGCCAGCGGAACCGAGAACUUGUUUUCCUUGCCAUUGCAAAAUUCUCUGGUUGACGUUCAGAGGAGCGCGUGUUUGCCAGUUUUUAAAAAUUUGAGCUGUGAUUUGGACAGUGAUUCUGAAUUGUUAGACUUACAAGACUUGAAGCAACCGAAAUGCGAGAAACCCGCGAGGGAGCCGUUGGUGUUAAACGCCUCCGUGUUGGGCGACAUACCGGGCGUUUACACCGUAUGCGCCUUGGAGCCCCAUCAGCUCCCCGUGGCCGGCGUCUACAUCGACAGGAGCAUCGUUCCCGGUUUCAAAUACCGCGUGAGACCUCUGCCGGCCGUCGGGGCGCCUUCGACGAUCAACGGAUGCCUGUUCGGCGGCCGGGCCUUGACCCUCAAGUCGAUCGGAAGAGGCUACGCCAGACGGUUCACCUUCCACGACGACAAAUCGUUGAUCCGCGACGAGGAUUGCUACUUUUGGAGCGACAACCGGCCGGAGGGCUACGCCUUCGAGCCGGAACUGCUCUCCGAAGGCGACGAGUUCACGAUCUUCAAUUCGAACGGCGAGCCCGAAGGCACCGUCGAAGUGCUUACGUUGGAGGGUCCGCAAAUCGAGAUUUUUAGCUCGGUGUCGGGCGGCGGCGUGGCGAAAAAGGCCGACGUCCGGUUCACAGGUAAAGUCGAGUAUUACGAGACCGGCGUGGCCAAGCCGAUGCACCUCGACGGGACGGUCUCGGCGCGAUUGGUCGCCGGCCAAUCGAGCGCCCGGAUCGUUAAAGUGACCGGCGUGAAGAUAGGACGGCGGCGAUUCUACCUGUUGCCGGGCGUGCAAAAGAUCCAUAGAAGGGUGACGGUGAGAGGCGGCGACAUUAAGGACGUGCCCACCAAGUACACCAUGACCGGGCUCGAAUCGUACGAGCUUCCCGUUGUAGGUACUUACGUGGACCCGAGAAUAACGCCGGGAUUUUGUUACAAAGUGCGGCCGAACGACAGGAAGGAGCGGCUGUUCAACGGCGAAGCGCUGAAAUUGAUGAGCAUCGGUAUGGGGUACGCUAAACGUUUGACGUUCGAACCGACGAGUUUGGUGAAUCCCGACAAUUACUUGUGGUCCGAUAGCCAUCCGGACGGUUUGGGUUUGGAGCCCAGGGCGGUGCACAAAGGUAUGAAAUUCGACGUUAAAGCCGGCGAUAUCGUACUGGGCGAGGCUGAAGUUUUCAGAGACGAUCUACCGCAAAUCGAAGAACAAACUGAAAAGAUUAAAACCGCUAACGGUACGGCGAUUCAAAAGUACAUUUACGUGGACGUGUUCUGUCACGUUCGAUUGGCGAGGACCGGGGGCGCUUCGACUGAAAACGAGGAGUAUCUGAUGCGCGUGUCCGGAUUGGCGGUGGUAAGAAAGGAGCCCAAAGAGCACGAAGCGAAGGUGAUCCGAGUGGAACACGUCGGGUUGGAUUCGCAUCUGCUGCUCAUCUUCGCCCAGACGCACACCGAACUGACAUUGGUACCCAAGAGUUCUUAA